UGGAAACAGCCGAGUACCAUCUAUUGCAAAGUCUCACCUGAUGGCUGCUUCGAGGACCUGGAUGAAUUGGAGAAGCCUUCCUUCUCUUCUACAUCGCUAACGACGACCAGAGACUAAGGCAUCUCACGCUGCAACGAGCAAAGGCUCUCAUUCCUAAUAACCACUUCCUCGAAGAAAUACUACAGAAAUCCGCUCAUUUCAACAAGUUCAGCGUCGGAUUAGGGAGCAGCGCCGGGGCCCAACUGGAGGCUUCUUUUUGUAGGGAUUAUCGGGGAGAUAAUGCUCAAAUCUUUCCGCAAGCACUUGGUGUUUACGACGAGAUACAUAAUAGCACCCUAUAUUACGGACGCAGCAUUCCCAUUUUGCAAUCAAAUGGAACGGGAAAAUCACGCCUGGUAGCAGAAGUGUUGAAAAACGUGUGUCGCAAUCAACCCAUCUCUCCAGCUGGGCUCUGCUGAUCGAGUAUUUAGUAUAUUUGAUUAAUAGAGGCCAAGGCAAUGAUCCCGUUAGGAUGGCCGCUGCCCUUAUCGGGGCACUUUUUAAACAGGUCUACGAACGCCUUGGUCGUAAUCCAAAUGACGAUCUUGAGACGCAAAUGUGUGCCUGGUCAUGACAACUUGCAAAUGAGAUCGAUAAAUGGCAUAAGGAGCUGUGCCGACACUUUUGCUUGAAAGCGACGAAGAAUCUGGCGAUUGAUCUUCA
This is a messenger RNA of Cantharellus anzutake, 702 nucleotides long. RefSeq lists its product as uncharacterized. The annotation marks the transcript as partial. The transcript has 7 exons. NCBI's taxonomy places the organism in Eukaryota, Fungi, Basidiomycota, Agaricomycetes, Cantharellales, Hydnaceae. The record is from RefSeq and is a predicted model, not a curated record.